AAAGACAGGGAGGCGCAGUGCUGCUCGCGCCGCAGGGGACCGGCGGGUCGGUCCUGCAGGCUGGUUCCGAAGGCCCGCGGCCGCCGCCAUGUCGGUGCUGGGCGAGUAUGAGCGACACUGCGAUUCCAUCAACUCGGACUUUGGGAGCGAGUCCGGGGGUGGCAGGGACUCGGGCCCGAGCCCCAGCGCCGGUCCGGGACCGCGAGCCAGCGGCGGCGCGGUGGAACAGGAGGAGCUGCACUACAUCCCCAUCCGCGUCUUGGGCCGCGGCGCCUUCGGGGAGGCCACGCUGUACCGCCGCACCGAGGAUGACUCACUGGUUGUGUGGAAGGAAGUUGAUUUGACCCGACUGUCUGAGAAGGAACGCCGUGAUGCCUUGAAUGAGAUUGUUAUUCUGGCGCUACUGCAGCAUGACAACAUCAUUGCCUACUACAAUCACUUCAUGGACAAUACCACCCUGCUGAUCGAGCUGGAGUAUUGUAAUGGAGGGAACCUGUAUGACAAAAUCCUUCGUCAGAAGGAUAAGUUGUUUGAGGAAGAGAUGGUGGUAUGGUACCUAUUUCAGAUUGUUUCAGCCGUGAGCUGUAUUCAUAAAGCUGGAAUCCUUCACAGAGAUAUAAAGACAUUAAAUAUUUUUCUGACCAAGGCAAACCUGAUAAAACUUGGAGAUUAUGGCCUAGCAAAGAAACUUAAUUCUGAGUAUUCCAUGGCUGAGACGCUUGUGGGAACUCCAUAUUACAUGUCUCCAGAGCUCUGCCAAGGAGUAAAAUAUAAUUUCAAGUCUGAUAUCUGGGCAGUCGGCUGCGUCAUUUUUGAACUACUUACACUAAAAAGGACAUUUGAUGCCACAAACCCACUCAACCUGUGUGUGAAGAUUGUGCAAGGAAUCCGGGCUAUGGAAGUUGAUUCUAGCCAGUAUUCUUUGGAACUAAUCCAGAUGGUCCAUGCGUGUCUGGAUCAGGAUCCUGAGCAGAGACCCACUGCAGAUGAACUUUUGGAUCGUCCCCUUCUCAGGAAACGCAGGAGAGAGAUGGAGGAAAGAGUCACGCUGCUGAAUGCACCAACAAAGAGGCCAAGGUCAAGCACGGUGACUGAAGCACCCAUUGCUGUGGUAACAUCGAGAACCAGUGAAGUCUAUGUUUGGGGAGGUGGAAAAUCCACUCCUCAGAAACUGGACGUCAUCAAGAGUGGCUGUAGUGCCCGGCAGGUGUGUGCAGGGAAUACCCACUUUGCCGUGGUCACAGUGGAGAAGGAACUGUACACCUGGGUGAACAUGCAAGGGGGUACUAAACUCCACGGUCAGCUAGGCCAUGGAGACAAAGCCUCCUAUCGGCAGCCAAAGCAUGUGGAAAAGUUGCAAGGCAAAGCCAUCCAUCAAGUGUCCUGUGGUGAUGAUUUCACUGUCUGUGUGACAGAUGAGGGUCAGCUCUAUGCUUUUGGAUCAGAUUAUUAUGGCUGCAUGGGGGUGGACAAGGUUGCUGGCCCUGAAGUGCUAGAACCUUUGCAGCUGAACUUCUUCCUCAACAAUCCAGUGGAGCAGGUCUCCUGCGGAGAUAAUCAUGUGGUAGUCUUGACACGAAACAAGGAAGUCUUUUCUUGGGGCUGUGGCGAGUAUGGACGACUGGGUUUGGAUUCAGAAGAGGAUUAUUACACACCACAAAAGGUGGAUGUUCCCAAGGCCUUGAUUAUUGUCUCAGUUCAAUGUGGUUGUGAUGGAACAUUUCUGCUGACCCAGUCAGGCAAAGUGCUGGCCUGUGGGCUCAAUGAGUUCAACAAACUGGGCCUCAAUCAGUGCAUGUCUGGAAUCAUCAACCAUGAAGCAUACCAUGAAGUUCCCUACACAACCUCCUUUACCUUGGCCAAACAGUUAUCCUUUUAUAAGAUCAGAACCAUUGCCCCAGGCAAGACUCACACAGCUGCUAUUGAUGAGCGAGGCCGCCUGCUGACCUUUGGCUGCAACAAGUGUGGGCAGCUGGGUGUUGGGAAUUACAAGAAGCGUCUAGGAAUCAACCUGUUGGGGGGACCCUUAGGUGGAAAGCAAGUGAUCAGGGUCUCCUGCGGCGAUGAGUUUACCAUUGCUGCCACUGAUGAUAAUCACAUUUUUGCCUGGGGCAAUGGUGGUAAUGGCCGCCUGGCAAUGACCCCCACCGAGAGACCACAUGGCUCUGAUAUCUGUACCUCGUGGCCUCGGCCGAUUUUUGGAUCUCUGCAUCACGUCCCAGACCUGUCUUGUCGUGGCUGGCACACCAUUCUCAUUGUUGAAAAAGUAUUGAAUUCUAAGACCAUCCGUUCUAAUAGCAGUGGCUUAUCCAUCGGAACUGUGGUUCAGAGCUCCAGCCCGGGAAGUGGCGGCGGCAGUGGUGCUGAUGAAGAGGACAGUCGGCAGGAAUCUGAAACUCCUGAUCCAAGUGGAGGCUUCCGAGGAACAAUGGAAGCAGACCGAGGAAUGGAAGGUUUAAUCAGUCCCACAGAGGCCAUGGGAAUCAGUAGUGGGGCCAGCAGCUCCUGUCCUGGCUGGCUUCGAAAGGAGCUGGAAAACGCUGAAUUCAUCCCCAUGCCUGACAGCCCCUCGCCCCUGAGUGCAGCUUUUUCAGAAUCUGAGAAAGAUACCCUGCCUUAUGAAGAGCUGCAGGGACUCAAAGUGGCCUCUGAAGCUCCUUCGGAACACAAGCCUCCAGUAGUCGCCUGGCCUCCUCGGCUGACUGCCGCAGUACCGUGUGCCGGGAAGGGAACACCGUUGGCUCCCCCGGCCUGUGCAUGCAGCACUCUGCAGGUAGAGGUGGAGAGACUGCAGGGUCUCGUGUUAAAGUGUCUGGCUGAACAACAGAAGCUACAGCAAGAAAACCUCCAGAUUUUGACCCAACUCCAGGACAGGAAAUUGGAAGGAAGGCGGCAGGUGGGGAUGCAUUCCAAAGGAACUCAGACAGCAAAGGAAGAGAUGGUGGAAGUGGAUCCAAAGCCUGACUUAGAUUCGGAUUCCUGGUGCCUCCUGGGAACAGACUCCUAUCGAUCCAGCCUUUAGUCUCCUGAGCCCUAUACAGCCCCAGGAAACUGGGGUCCAAAGAACUUGAUAGCACACUUACUGAAUGCAGAGAGCAGCUUUCCUGGCUUUGUUCACUUGCAGACAAGGAGCGCAAGGCAGAGGCUCUCCGGCACUUUCCAUGUACAUGUGGAGAGUGGCAUUGCCUUUUAGAUAGGAUCUAGGAGUGAUUUUACUGUUUUGCAGAAUGGAAGGGCCCCAUGGCCCUGGCAUUGUCCUCAGUGACUGCCAUAGCAACAGCAGCUCUGUACCUCAUCUGUUGAUCCCACCUUU
Orycteropus afer afer is the source of this 3313-nucleotide messenger RNA. It is a transcript of the gene NEK9, whose product is annotated as NIMA related kinase 9. Gene Ontology annotation, biological process: protein phosphorylation. Gene Ontology annotation, molecular function: ATP binding; protein kinase binding; protein kinase activity. Gene Ontology annotation, cellular component: centrosome. The record is from RefSeq and is a predicted model, not a curated record. NCBI's taxonomy places the organism in Eukaryota, Metazoa, Chordata, Mammalia, Tubulidentata, Orycteropodidae.